AAUCCAUUCCGGCUCAAUGCUAGGUACGUGUGUCUAGCUUGGGAGAAGAGAGUUCCGCCCCGCUCACGCGCGCGACAAGAGACCGGAGAACGCGUAGAGCAUGCGCAGAGAGAUUUGUGCAUUGCUACGCCUGUAGUAUAAUGAUGGCUGCCAGAGAGCUUCGAGUAGAAGAAAAAUACGUUCUAAAGAAAAAAGUCUGGGGGUUGGCCGACGGAGAACAGAGGGGCUAUGGCGCCUACGGAAUCGUACGGACCGUGUCCGUCAACGGAACGACGUGCAUCGCUAAACGCAUCCACGACAUCCUGCAAGACCCCCGCGUUCCUCCGGCCGACCGCGAGUCCGUGAGGCUCAGGUUUAUGAAGGAGUGCAAGAUGCUGAGCGAGCUCCGCCACCCGAACAUCGUCCACUUUGUCGGCGUCCAUUACGACAAACGAAACUACAUCUCACUCGUCAUGGAGGCGUUGGACUCGGACUUGCGCGGGUUUUUCCAACGCAGCGAGCCUGAUCUUUCCAUAAAGCUAGGCAUCCUACGAGAUGUCUCGUACGGUCUCCUCCACCUCCACUCCCGUCAGCCGUCCAUCAUCCACCGGGACCUCAACCCCGGGAACAUACUCCUCACGAGAACCCUACAAGCCAAGAUUGCAGAUCUCGGGGUCUCCAGCUACCUCACUCCUUCGAAGAUGCAGACAAUGGCGCCUGGGGCCUGGGACUACAUGCCACCAGAGGCUCUCCUUGAGAAUCCUCAAUACGAUACCUCGCUGGACAUCUUCUCAUUCGGGCAUGUGACUCUAUGUGUUGGUACCCAUUCUGUGGUCAAUAUCCCCAUUCCCUGCGCCAACCCCGGAGGUAUCCGAGCUUGGGGUCAGUUGUCAAUAAAACGAAGACGAGAGUAUCUUAACUCUAUCGGUCAAAAGCACUGUUUACAUUCGCUGGCAGUUGAGUGUCUGCACGACUCCCCCGCACAAACGACCAAGUGCACGAGACCUGUGUGACAAACUGCAGUGGAUGUGCACUGCUAAUCGGGCAUGCGAUGACACCACAAGUGAAAAGAGACGAGAGAGUGCUGCAAUAUCCUCCCAGAAUGAAACAACGGAGGACACCCACACAGGGAGUAAUAGUAACCCCACACAUUUUCCUUCUAGCAAAGACUCACAAGACUUCUCCACUUUCAUGUCAUCCAAUGGAGAUGAGCAGAGACUCUUCACUAGCAGUGGGGAAGGCAGGGGAAUCAGAUGGCACCGAGCAUGAAACAGUUAGCUUGCUGAAGAAGAGGAUUGCUGAGCUGACGGCAGAGAAAGAGGAAUUGAAGGAAAUAGCAGAAGCUCAAAAAGCACAGGCUCAGGUGUACAAGACUGACUUUGACAUAGAGCGCAGUGACCGUGUGAAGGCUCACAACACGAUCGAGGACUACAAGUUCCAGUUGGAAAAGCUGCAGCGGAAGUUUGCCGAGCUGGAGGAGAAACGCAUGCACACACAAGCAGAGCUGCAUGUGUUCAAGGCGGCCAAUGUCCGCCUACUCAAAAGCCAGCUUGGUCCACUGCCUGCAAUUAACCACCCACACCCAGGGAACCCCCCAGCUAUACCUCCCAAGAGUCAGAACGCAUACAGAGAAGGACUACCAGGAUACCAGCCACGACUCCCAGUCCAACACGUGCCAGGCAGAGCAGACUAUCCCACUGAUAAACCCCAUCAUCACUACGAGAAGAUCCCUCUGUGACUCCAUACCUAAACAACUCUAUUGUUAUAAAACUGCUGUGUGUUGAAAUGAUUGUGCUUAGCACACUGAAAAAGAAGAAAACUAACCACCAUUACCCUCCCACGGGCCUCCUGCCAAACGAACACGGUCG
Geodia barretti is the source of this 1847-nucleotide messenger RNA. Lineage: Eukaryota; Metazoa; Porifera; Demospongiae; Tetractinellida; Geodiidae. The record is from the annotation of a GenBank genome assembly.